This is a messenger RNA of Aspergillus brunneoviolaceus CBS 621.78, 1401 nucleotides long. RefSeq names its product amino acid permease. Gene Ontology annotation, biological process: transmembrane transport; amino acid transport. Gene Ontology annotation, molecular function: transmembrane transporter activity. The record is from RefSeq and is a predicted model, not a curated record. Gene Ontology annotation, cellular component: membrane. The transcript is spliced from 6 exons. Bases 1 to 1401 code for a protein of 466 amino acids. Lineage: Eukaryota; Fungi; Ascomycota; Eurotiomycetes; Eurotiales; Aspergillaceae.
AUGACCGGCGUUCAAGACAACGACGAGCUACUGCUGGCUCGCAUUGGCUAUCGACAGGAAUUACAACGCGAGUUCUCGAAGUGGUCGACCAUCUCCUACGCUAUCUCCAUCUUGGGAAUCCUCGGUUCGGUGCCCGCGACCUUCGGUGCUCCAUUGGCCGCAGGGGGUCCGGCCACAGUGGUAUGGUGCUGGUUUGUGGGCUCCUGUAUGGCUCUAUGCAUCGGCAGCUCGGUAGCGGAGCUUGUGUCAGCAUACCCCACAGCUGGAGGCAUGUACUUCGUCACCAAGCAUGUCGUGCCAGAGGAAUAUGUGCCCAUCUUCUCCUGGAUUCAAGGUUGGUGUAACCUCCUGGGACAAACAGCAGGGGUUGCUAGUGUGGUCUACACCGUCAGUCAGAUGCUGCUCGCUGGUGCUAGUAUGAACUCGGCAUUGGUCGAUGGGAAAUACUCUUACUCCCCAUCUGCAUCCGAUACCGUUCUUUUGGCUGUGGCCCUCCUAUGCAUCCUAGGUGUGGUCUGCUCUAUGACCACCAGAUCAUUGCACCGCAUCAUCGCCUGGUUUGCCCCAAUCAAUAUCACCGCCACUGUCUGCAUCUGCUUCACGCUACUAUGGUACACGCCCAACAAACAGCCCGCCGUCUGGGUGUUUACCCACUUCACAGAUGGCUCCGGCUGGGGCUCUAAGGUGUUCUCCUUCCUGCUGGGCUUCAUCUCCGUGGCUUGGGUUUUAACAGACUACGACGGCACGACUCACAUGUCUGAGGAGACCCGUGAUGCGGCCGCCCUCGGGCCGGUCGCCAUCCAAACCGCCGUGCUCGUCUCUGGCACUCUCGGUUGGCUACUGACGAUAUGCCUCUGCUUCUGCCUCACGGACUACGAAGGCAUCCUCAACACCCCCACCGGUCUUCCCGCGGCGCAGAUCUUCUUGAAUGCCGGCGGCCCUGUCGGCGGCUCCAUCAUGUGGGGGUUUGCGAUUCUUGUGCAGCUGUUCACCGGCUGCUCCGCCAUGUUGGCCGAUACGCGAAUGGCCUAUGCAUUUGCCCGUGACGAAGCCCUGCCAUUAUCCUCGUUCCUCUCUCGCGUCAAUCCCCGAACACAGACCCCUCUCAACGCCGUUUGGUUCGUUGUCCUCUUCAGCAUCAGCCUGACCUGCAUCGCCAUCGGGUCGACGCAAACUGCCACCGCCAUCUUCAGCAUCACCGCCCCGGCCCUCGACCUCUCCUAUGUCUCCGUGAUUCUCGCCCACCAAAUCUACCGCCACCGGGUCAAAUUCGUGCAGGGGCCCUUCACUCUCGGCCAAUGGGGCCCCUACAUCAACUGGAUCUCGAUCGUCUGGGUGACGUUCAUCAGUACGGUGCUAUUCUUCCCACCCCAUGUACCGGUGACAGUCGCGAAUAUGUAA